GUUAGUUGUGAAUGUGUUGAACAAAUGUGUUGUUUCACGUCUAAUGAUUAUGAUUGAUCAGAGAAUCAGGAUAUUGAAAAAAACCUAAUUUCAUUACAUAUAACAAAAUAUUAAUAAUAUUACAAAGAUUAAAGUUACUAGUUUAAUAAGACUUACAACUUUUUCAAAAGAUAAAAUGUCCAAAAGAGUAGCAUCAGUCGCUUUUGAAGAAAAUGUAAGAAAACCUUCAAAAGAAGGCAAAAAACAUUCAUUAGAUUCCGACGAAGAAGAUAGCGCAGCAGAAGAAGAAAAGCAAAAUAUUCUUAAUGCAAAUGAUAUAGAGGGCGAAGAAGAUGGAGUUGCAGGAAUGGAAGGUGAAGUUACUAUAACACCUUUUAAUAUGAAAGAAGAACUUGAAGAAGGUCAUUUCGACACACAAGGACACUACCACUGGAAAAAAGAAAAGGAGAUUCGAGAUGGUUGGUUGGACAAUAUUGAUUGGGUAAAAAUUAAAGGUAGACCAGAAGAUAAAUAUAAAAUAUUUAAAGAAGAUACAGAAAAAAGUAAUUUAGAAGAUUCUGACUCAGAUGAGGAAGAAACAAAUGAUAACUACAAUAUAAUUGAAAAUUAUAAGGAGAUAUUGCAAUUUAUGAAACCACGAGAAAGUAUUGCAAAAUGCUUACAAAGACUGGGUGCUAAUUCUAAAAUCUCGAGUGCUGAACGUUGGAAAAGGAAGAAAGCAGGAAUAGUAGACGAAAGUAGUAAAACCGUUACCAGAAUUACAGAAUUAGCAAAUCAAAUUCUGACUAAAGAAGGUAACAUGGAUAUUUAUCAAGAAACUUAUGAAAAUAUAAAUGAUAUAAUUGCAAAAGAUAAGGCUAAGAAUAACGAUCCACAGUUAGAUAUGUAUGCAGAUGAUUUUGAUGAAAAAGAAAAACUUAAUAUUGAUUGUAAAACACAAGACACUGGUGAAAGCAGUACAGAGGGAACAACAUCCAAAACAUUACAGUGGGAAUUUAAAUGGACACAAGAAAAUGAUGCUGAAAUUUCUGGACCUCACUCAACUGAACAAAUGAAUAAAUGGUCCUCUGAAGGCUAUUUUAAAAACGGUGUGUGGGUUAGAAAACAAGGAGAAGACUCUCAAUUUUAUAACUCCAAUAGAAUUGAUUUUGAAUUAUACAUGUAGUUAAUUAAAACCUAUAUUUUUUUUAAAUAGUGGUAUAAAUUUUAUUACUUGAAGAACAGGAAAAUUGUUCUGUUGCUUUUUAUUAUCUCAUAAUAAAUGUAAUAAAUAUA
This is a messenger RNA of Nymphalis io (European peacock), 1275 nucleotides long. It is a transcript of the gene holn1, whose product is annotated as CD2 antigen cytoplasmic tail-binding protein 2 homolog. The transcript has 3 exons. Bases 176 to 1165 code for a protein of 329 amino acids. The record is from RefSeq and is a predicted model, not a curated record. Gene Ontology annotation, cellular component: U5 snRNP. NCBI's taxonomy places the organism in Eukaryota, Metazoa, Arthropoda, Insecta, Lepidoptera, Nymphalidae. Gene Ontology annotation, molecular function: protein binding.